AUGGAUCCCGCCCGGCCUUCGGUACCCCCAACUGAGCCCUGUCACACCCCUUCAGGCCGGACCACAACUCUCUCCAACAUGGUAAGACCUGACCGCCACCGCCACCAAUUCAAGGUUAUCUCCGCCAAUGUACGUGGUCUCCGAACGAACAUCGGAGACCUAACCCACAACUGUGUACUACGACACGGUGCAGAUGCAGUUGUGGUGAUGGAGACCUGGCUGAACGGAGAUGUGGAGCCAUCGUUCGGCAAAAUAGGUGGCUACACUCACUGGGCCAGGAGAGACCGACAGGAUAGAGCUGGAGGCGGAGUGGCUGUCUGCUUCAGGGAGGGAGUACAGGCACAACAACUCGACGUGGACACGCCGCCUCAGCUGGAGGUGAUGUUCUUCCGGGUUGUGCUGUCCAACCACUCUGCCCUCCUGCUGUGCGCCAUGUACCGCCCCCCCCGGCAGGGGCCUGACUCGCUCCUGUACCUCAAGGAGGCCCUAGAUGUCCUCCUUGUGACUCACCGCUGCCAACACUUUUUGCUUGUGGGCGACCUCUACCACCACCUGGAGCACGACGCCUACGAAAACCUCCUGACGGUGCAGGGCCUGAAGGACCAUGUGACCUUCCCCACUCAUGAGCGGGGCGGGACCCUGGACCCCGUCAUAUCCGACCUGGAGGAGGACACACUCAGCUGCCACCAGCUGGGUCUCGUGGGCAGCUCUGACCACCAUGCUGUCCUGACCCAGGUGGACAUGGGUGUGGCUCGUGACGAGGCCACCACUCGCACAGUCUGGCUAUGGGAUAGGGCAGACUGGGGCUCCCUUCGCCGAGACCUGCGCAGGACUGACUGGCCUUCCAUCCUGCAGGGUGGAGCGGAGGUACAGGCGCGAGCCUUCACUUCCCGCCUCUUGGCGCUCCAGGAGCAACACGUGCCCCACCGUGAGUUCGUCGCCAGACCAACGGACCAGCCUUGGUUUGGUUACCGCUGCCGCGUUGCCGCCGAGGCGAAGUAUUCUGCGUGGCUCCGCUACAAGCAGAGUCCUACUCGGCGCAACAAAGACCUACAUCGAGCGGCCUGCAAGAGGAUGGUGACGACCUGCCGGUGGGCCGUAGGGAGAUGGGAGGAGGACCUGCGGCGCCAGCUAGGAGGCCCUGGAGUGGGCAACAAGACUUGGUGGUCCCUUGUUAAGGGCAGACAGGGCCCCGACCGUCAAGACACUGUCCCUCCUCUCACAAGGCCCGACGGAACGGUGGCCACCAGCAGCAAUGACAAAGCCCAGCUGCUGGCCACCCUUUUCGCCGGGAAGAUUGAGGUGGACAACCCUGAAAAGUCACCGCCUCUUCUGGAGCAGCAGUGCAGAGAGACUGUAACCAAGGUGGAGGUGACGCAGGGGCUUGUCGAGCGUCUGCUGCAGGGGCUCGAUAGGAGCUCCAGGUCUGACCCAAAAAAUUAUCGACCCAUCUCCCUGCUCUCUGUGGUGGGGAAAGUGUUCGAGAGGGUGGUGGCAGAUGUGGUGUGUCGCCACCUCCAGGACAAUUACCUCCUCUCGGACCAACAGUUUGGGUUCAGACCUGGGCGGUUCACCUCCGAUCUCCUCAUGCUCCUCACCGGGGGCUGGCAGGACGCCCUUGACGGCGGCCUCGACUCUGUUGUGGGUGACCUCCUCCAGCUCCUUGGCGACUACCUCCAAGGAAGGACCCUCCAGGUCGUUGUCAAUGGGCAAGCGUCCGAGUCCUUCCCGGUGAGAGCGUCAGUGCCACAGGGCUCAGUGCUGGGGCCAGUCCUGUGGAACAUCUACGUGGACGAUCUUCUCCGACAGCUGCCGACGGUCUCAGCUUAUGCUGAAGAUUGCACUCUCUCCUGUACCUACCCUCGACACGAAAGUGUGCGUGCUGCUGAAGAGAUCAAUCAGCAGCUUGGGGCACAGGUACAGGGUGUGCUACAUCUGGCGGGACUACGGCUGCCCACCAGAGUCACCUCGCGGUACACGAGAACGGUGUUAUCCAGUGGUGACUCAGUGGAAGUGCCGCGUUCCCGCUCUAGCCAACACCAGCGCACCUUUUGGGGGCGAGUCUCCAGACUGUGGAACCCCCUCACACCCAAGAACAGGCCAUCGUUAACACUACGCACCAACCACCAGAUACUGCCACCACUGGGUCCCUGA
Molecule: messenger RNA, 2154 nt
Organism: Scylla paramamosain (green mud crab)
Lineage: Eukaryota; Metazoa; Arthropoda; Malacostraca; Decapoda; Portunidae
Exons: 5
Coding region: 1-2154 (717 amino acids)
Molecular function (GO): catalytic activity
Source: RefSeq, a predicted model, not a curated record